AUGGCCAAAACCAUUAAAAAGUAUCUGACGCAUUACCGCAACAACGACAAAAUGGCCGAGCAGACGACUGGCCGGCAGCUGCAGCGGAUUCUCCACUACUCGGUCACACCGUGCCGGCCCAUGCUGGGUCUCCGCCGUUCCGAAUGUGCAUUAUAUGACGUUGACUGUGAUGAAGUUUACCCAAGGCUGUACAUUGGUGAUGCGAACUCAGCUAAAAACAAACAGUAUUUACGCCUCAUCGGCAUCACGCACGUCCUCAACACGGCGGAAGGAACCCGAUUCGGGCAGGUUGACACCGGUCACAGCUACUACCGGGACAUGUCCGGCAUCAGGUGCACUUUCAGGUACAUGGGCUUCCCGAUGAUCGACCAACCGACUACGGACAUCAGCCGGUACUUUUACAUCGCGUCGAAGUUCAUCGAGAACGGCAUCAACAGUGGAGGUAAGGUACUGGUCCACUGCAUGAUGGGCAUGUCCCGGUCGGCGACCUGCGUCCUGGCGUAUCUGAUGAUUGCCCGCAAGAUGUCGGCCGCGGAAGCGGUCCGUACCGUCCGGAUGCACCGGGACAUUCGGCCGAACGAAGGAUUCCUGCAGCAGCUGGCCGAUCUGGACAACGAGCUGAAGCGCGACCGGCUGUACUAUUGA
Anopheles coustani is the source of this 645-nucleotide messenger RNA. RefSeq names its product dual specificity protein phosphatase 3. Bases 1 to 645 code for a protein of 214 amino acids. Gene Ontology annotation, biological process: negative regulation of MAPK cascade; protein dephosphorylation. The record is from RefSeq and is a predicted model, not a curated record. NCBI's taxonomy places the organism in Eukaryota, Metazoa, Arthropoda, Insecta, Diptera, Culicidae. The transcript has 5 exons. Gene Ontology annotation, cellular component: cytoplasm. Gene Ontology annotation, molecular function: protein tyrosine/serine/threonine phosphatase activity; MAP kinase phosphatase activity.